This is a messenger RNA of Bipolaris oryzae ATCC 44560, 1410 nucleotides long. RefSeq lists its product as uncharacterized. Gene Ontology annotation, cellular component: mitochondrial outer membrane. Gene Ontology annotation, molecular function: ATP hydrolysis activity; ATP binding. The coding region runs from base 1 to 1410 and encodes 469 amino acids. NCBI's taxonomy places the organism in Eukaryota, Fungi, Ascomycota, Dothideomycetes, Pleosporales, Pleosporaceae. The transcript is spliced from 4 exons. The record is from RefSeq and is a predicted model, not a curated record.
AUGAGUUCCAACAAGAAGAGUAGCCUCACGGGCUAUCUUCCGGAUAUCCUCAUGGCAGCUGCUGCCCCAUUAAUAGCCUACUUUGUCAUCCGCAACCUGCUCACGCGCCUCGAUCCCGAAGCCCAACAAAAAGAAGAAGCCCGCGCAAAGGCCACGGCCGCAACUCGCAAACUCGAUGCUAUUCUUACAAGUAAACGGCGGAAAAGCUAUAGCGAGUAUGACAGUGAAGAUGACGACGAGACGGACUCGCGGCAUCGACGGCCGCGGAUACAAGACCUCAACCUCAACACGUACGAACAAACAAUUGCUAUGGAAGUCGUUGCGCCCGAGGAGAUUCCCGUCAGCUUUGAGGACAUCGGAGGUCUCGACUCCAUCAUUGAAGAACUCAAGGAAUCCGUCAUCUAUCCCCUCACCAUGCCCCACCUCUACGCUCACAGUUCCUCGCUCCUCAGCGCACCUUCAGGUGUCUUGCUCUAUGGUCCUCCCGGUUGCGGAAAGACGAUGCUGGCCAAAGCCCUCGCACACGAAUCCGGCGCUUGCUUCAUUAACUUGCACAUUUCGACCUUGACGGAGAAGUGGUAUGGCGACAGCAACAAGCUUGUGAAUGCCGUCUUCAGUCUUGCGCGAAAGCUCCAGCCCAGCAUUGUGUUUAUCGAUGAGAUUGACGCGGUUCUUGGACAGCGACGAAGCGGCGAACACGAAGCCAGCGGUAUGGUUAAAGCAGAAUUCAUGACCCACUGGGACGGUCUCGCCUCGUCCACCUCCUCAGGUACCUCUGACCCCCAACGCAUCUGCAUCCUCGGCGCCACAAACCGUAUCCAAGACAUCGACGAAGCCAUUCUCCGCCGCAUGCCCAAGAAGUUCCCCGUUGCCCUCCCCUCAGCCGCCCAACGCCACAACAUCUUCUCCCUUAUCCUCCGCGGCACCAAAAUCGACACGGCAAACUUCGACCUUGACUACCUUGUCCGCGUCUCCGCAGGCAUGUCCGGCUCCGACAUCAAAGAAGCUUGCCGCGACGCCGCCAUGGGCCCCGUCCGCGAGUACAUCCGUCGCAAGAAGGCUGACGGCACCCUACGUAGCAGCAAGGCCGUCAAAGCCGCAGACGUCCGCGGUCUCCGCACUGAAGACUUCUUCGGUCGCGGAAAGGGCCUCCGUGACUUGGACACGCUCGAUCAGACCCGCGAGGAAAUGAAUGCCAACGUGAGGAGUAGAGUUCAUACUACCGAGGAGGAGUCGGAGGAAGAUGAAGAUGAAGACGACGAUGCUACGACUGAAGUCACUACCACCACCGAAGAUGCAAGCGAGCGCGGUAGCGAGCCCACGUUCCGCGAUGACAAGUAUCGACCCAGGGCUACGCCACCGUCCGCGCCGGACAAUAGGCGUGAGAGAGACGCCGUAGUUUCGAGGUGA